UGGGUGCCCGCAGCCCCGUUGAGGCCUGCCCUGCGUGCUGCGGGCCUGGACGGGGAGGGGGCGGCGCUGGCGGCGGCUUCACCGGGGUGGGCGGCCUGGGCUGGCUGAGCACUGGCUGCGGCCCGUCGGGGGAGGAGGGGAAGGCCGGGCAGCGCCCAGCCCAGCGUCUCUGAUGUGGGGGGCCUUGUGACCCACAGCGUCUGCAUCAGGAGGGCCCCGAGUCAAACUUGGGGUAUGGAUGGAUGGGGUCUGGCGAGUGAGCACCUAAGAGGUUGACGUUCCACUUCAGAGGGUCAUUCAGUAAUUAAACACCCUCCCACCCAACGUGCUCUCUGAGGCACCCUAUCUCUGCUAGGCAGGUUUGCUGCAGGGGGUCCGUGCCUUUGAGCCUGUUUCCCAUGUGUUCAGGAAGAGCUGGGAUAGAUGGCUUUCUAAAAGCCUCGCAGUUCUUAAAAUAACAAUAACAGAACUCAUGGGAAAUAAAACGAAGAUUUUUUUUUUAAACCUGUCUACCUCUGGGCUUAGGUCUCCAGAACCCUUUCAUGGCAUGUAAUUCUGGCGGAACCAUCCUGGGUCAUGUAAGAAAAAUGCCACAUCUUUUGUAAGAAGUCUGAUGUGUUUCGUUAUGCGCUUUUCUAGUAUGUUGGCAUGGAUCCUGGAGCCCCCAUUCUCUUAACCAUACAAGGAGGGAGAAAGAGAGACAGGUAGAAUCUAUGAACUGUGGCACAGAGGAGUUCUUCCUCUUUCUUCUAGGAGUUUGAGGAUUUGAGCUUGUUCGUUUUAUCGUUUUAGGUAUCUUUAUUUAAGGGUAAGAUCAAGCCACAGGUUUACUGGAACUGAUGACAUUGUAUCAGGACUUAAGUAGAAGAAGGGGAAAGAGACUGGCCUUGUGAUUCUUCACCCCUUCCCAGUACUCCAGGUCCCUAAAUAGAGGAAACAAAAUAUACUAUUUUCCUUUGAGCUCAGAUUCAACUGGCUAAUAGAGAUGUCUUGCCCUGUUGGCUUUAUUUACUAUAGUGAGCCUUUUUUUCUGUUUGAGUUAAAACCUUGUGUUAGGCAGGCAUCUAACCUGCCCUCCAGAUAUUUUUUCCUUCUUCCUACUAAUUGUAGGCAAAUAGCCCUCAGGUAGACAGACUUAAUGUACCUCUUGUGUUGGCUCUGUUGGUUUCUUUACCUGUGUGAGUGAGGCUUCCAUCUAAGGGAUCUGUCUAGUCUUGCUACCAACUCAAGGGCUGAGAGUUAAGAUGUCCUUGACCACUUUCAGUGUUUGCAGAAGUAUGCAUCUCUGUGUAUGUUGACAACUCAUCGCUUGCAUUAGGUUUCCUAGGGGAUCUCGACACCACCAUAAUCAAUAAUGUCUUUAAGGGAUAGGGCCUUCCAUCCCCAUGUGCCUGUGGUAAGCCUCCCAUAAGUGUUAAAUCACCAAGCCUCUGACCUGGCUCACACCUAUCAGCUACCUGUCUAUAAUUGAGGCCUAGAGUCCGUGUGACCUGAGGCAAGGCACAUGUGACCUCUCCUAUUUUCUGUGUUUUCGUAGGCUAAAGGUGGAUAACUCCAGUAGCAUCUAGUUCAUCAAGUUUUGUGGGGCUCAGGUGAGGUAAUCCUUUGAAACGCUUACAUAGUUUAUGGCACAUAAUAAAUCCUAAGUAUUUACCCUCCUAAUAAGCUCCCAUAUAACAGUUAUGGGUCGUACUUUCUCAAAGAUCUGUGCUGGACAAGGUCUCAAAAUCUUCAGUCCUUGGCUUAAAAGUAUAUUGCUACUGUGGUGAAGUCACGUGAGUCAACGAGGAGCCGUAAGAAAGACAGCUGCGGGAGGCAUGCCGUUUAGACGAGUCGUCCAUAGAUGGCAAAAGGAGCCUCGUUACUUACCUAGUCUUUUCAGCUUAUCAGUGUACAGUUGACUCACUCCACAGCCAUUUAUCGAGCGCGGGUUAAUUUCCUUACAGAACACUCUUGAGAGAACACAGAGGCUGAACAGGGAGUCCUUGAAGGAAUAGUAUGAAGAAAAGAACAAAAAUGGUUACAGGAAAACUCCGUGUAGAUCCGGUAAAGGUAUUGAAUGACUAGAUUAAUGGACGAGGCACUCAUGGGAGAGCAUGGCUCCUCGUGGUUCAAGAUUUUAAUGUGGAUGUGGCAAGAUGCGGAUCAGAGUGCCAAAAGGAACCACAUCUUUAUUCUGCCUCUGGUCCCUAACACCCUUGUCACACUUAAAACUAGUGUAAUAUCUGCACGGCUUCUCUCAUGGCAGGCCUGCCUUCUCCCUCAUUCCUCAAGAGCCACACUGAGGGAGCCAAGCCCAGCAAUGUACACCUGUCCCAGUGGGCCAUCUACCUAGGAAACCUGGACUCCUGAGGAGGCUGAAUUGCCUGUGUUACCCGCCACCAUAUCUCAGUGUCCUUUUCUUGGAGCAGAAGCCAGUCGCCUUGCCCCAAGCCCCAGCCUCUGCAGACAAACAAGCAGGCUAUAGUGGAAAGGGCAGCGAUAGGUCCAGCAGCUGGACAUGGAGGACGAACACUCAUCACCUCUGUCAUUCUCCGGCGUUCCACACGAAGAGUCUGUGCAUCAGGCCCCUGCUGGACUCCCCAGAGAAACUGUGUUCCCUUCUUGCAUUCUUCCCCCCAAAGAAAUUCCUUCCUUGUCUCCCACCGCCCCCCGGCAAAGUCCCCUGCCCCAGACUGACAGUACUCCUAAGCAAGAGACUUCUGGCCAGAUGUCACAUGUUCUCCAGAAGGGACCUUCACUCCUGUAUCCUGCCACCUCUGAGCAAGACACACACCACCAGGUAUCCCUGGCUUCCCAAGAAGAAACCCAGUACCCUCCUUCAGCUGCUGGUCAGGGGACCCCUCUCCUUUCCCACUCCAUCCAACAUCAGGAAGCUCCACCCCACUCUCCUGAGGUGCCUGAGAAAGACUCGCUGACUCUGUCGCCCACGGUUCCGGAGACUGACAUGGAUGCCCUGCUCCAGAGUCCCACUUCGCAAAAGGACACUCCUUUUCCUGCCUCCUCUGCAACCCAGAAGGAGCAGCCGCUGCCCACCGCAGAGAUCACUCGCCUGGCUGUGUGGGCUGCCGUCCAAGCGGUGGAGAGGAAACUGGAGGCCCAGGCCAUGCGGCUGCUGACCCUGGAGGGCAGGACAGGGACGAAUGAGAAGAAGAUAGCAGACUGUGAGAGAACGGCUGUGGAGUUUGCAAACCAUCUGGAGAGCAAGUGGGUCGUACUGGGGACUUUACUGCAGGAGUACGGGCUGCUGCAGCGGCGCCUGGAGAACAUGGAGAAUCUGCUGAAAAACAGAAAUUUCUGGAUCCUGCGGCUACCCCCAGGCAGCAAUGGAGAAGUUCCCAAGGUCCCUGUCACAUUUGAUGAUGUCGCCGUCCAUUUCUCAGAGCAGGAAUGGGGAAACCUCUCUGAGUGGCAGAAGGAGCUCUACAAGAAUGUAAUGAGGGGCAACUAUGAGUCUCUGGUCUCUAUGGACUAUGCAAUAUCCAAACCAGACCUCAUGUCACAGAUGGAGCGUGGAGAAAGGCCAGCCAUGCAGGAACAAGAGGACUCUGAGGAGGGUGAGACACCCACAGACCCCAGUGCUGCACAUGAUGGCAUCGUGAUUAAGAUCGAGGUGCAGACCAAUGAUGAGGGCUCAGAAGAACUGGAGACACCAGAGCCGCUGAUGGGACAAGUGGAAGAACACGGCUUUCAGGACUCAGAGCUGGGUGACCCCUGUGGAGAGCAGCCAGACCUGGACAUGCAGGAACAAGAGAACACGCUGGAGGAGUCCACCGAGGGCUCCAGUGAGUUCAGCGAGCUCAAACAGAUGCUGGUGCAGCAGAGAAACUGCACGGAGGGGAUCGUGAUAAAGACUGAGGAGCAGGAGGAGGAUGAGGAAGAAGAAGAGGAGGAUGAGCUGCCACAGCAUUUGCAAUCCCUUGGGCAGCUAUCCGGGAGGUACGAGGCCAGUAUGUACCAGACCCCACUUCCUGGGGAGAUGUCCCCCGAGGGCGAGGAGAGCCCCCCACCCCUGCAGCUGGGCAACCCAGCAGUGAAGAGGCUGGCGCCCAGCCUUCAUGGGCAUUCACAUGGCCAUGGUGAGCGGCACCUGGGUGAGAACCGUGGGUCCUCCAGCCAGCAGCAGCGGAAUCGACGAGGCGAGCGGCCCUUCACUUGCAUGGAGUGCGGCAAGAGCUUUCGGCUGAAGAUUAACCUUAUCAUCCACCAGCGCAACCACAUCAAGGAGGGGCCCUAUGAGUGUGCCGAGUGUGAGAUCAGCUUCCGCCACAAGCAGCAACUCACACUUCACCAGCGCAUCCACAGGGUGCGCAGCGGCUACGUCUCCCCAGAGCGCGGGUCAGCCUUCAAUCCCAAGCACUCACUCAAGCCGCGCCCCAAGUCGCCCAGCUCAGGCAGUAGUGGUGGCUCCAAGCCCUACAAGUGUCCCGAGUGUGACAGCAGCUUCAGCCACAAGUCAAGUCUGACCAAGCACCAGAUCACACAUACGGGAGAGAGGCCCUACACGUGCCCGGAAUGCAAGAAGAGCUUCCGCUUGCACAUCAGCCUGGUGAUCCACCAGCGUGUGCAUGCUGGCAAGCACGAGGUCUCCUUCAUUUGCAGCCUGUGCGGCAAGAGCUUCAGCCGCCCAUCGCACCUGCUGCGCCACCAGCGGACUCACACCGGCGAAAGGCCCUUCAAGUGCCCGGAGUGCGAGAAGAGCUUCAGCGAAAAAUCUAAGCUCACCAACCACUGCCGCGUGCACUCGCGCGAACGGCCGCAUGCAUGCCCCGAAUGCGGCAAGAGUUUCAUCCGCAAACACCACCUGCUGGAACACCGGCGCAUCCACACGGGUGAGCGGCCCUACCACUGCGCCGAGUGUGGCAAGCGCUUCACGCAGAAACACCACCUGCUGGAGCACCAGCGAGCACACACUGGCGAGCGGCCCUACCCCUGCACGCACUGCGCCAAGUGCUUCCGCUACAAACAGUCGCUCAAGUACCACCUGCGGACCCACACGGGCGAGUGAGCAUGCGCCCCGCCCCUGCCCCGGCCAGAUGAGCAGCUAGAUGCAAGGGUCUAUGGCCCCUGGGACCGGUGCCUCAGUUGCCCCCAGGCUGAGCCCAGUGGGCGGGAGCGGGGCGCCCCAAGCCCUUCUGCUGUGAACCCUCCUCCCCUCCUGUCCCUUCUCCCCAGGACGGGUAGUGAAACCAGGUCUUUUGUUGCCUGCUUCCCCCAGGGUCCCAGGGGGGGAGCUCUUGGGCCUGGGGAACCCCUUCAGGCUGUUAAUUUCCUUGACAAUAAAAUGGAUGAAAACAAUC
This is a messenger RNA of Alexandromys fortis (reed vole), 5300 nucleotides long. RefSeq names its product zinc finger protein 777 (gene Znf777). The record is from RefSeq and is a predicted model, not a curated record. NCBI's taxonomy places the organism in Eukaryota, Metazoa, Chordata, Mammalia, Rodentia, Cricetidae. The coding region runs from base 2501 to 5008 and encodes 835 amino acids. Gene Ontology annotation, biological process: regulation of DNA-templated transcription. The transcript has 6 exons.